Acytostelium subglobosum LB1 is the source of this 1275-nucleotide messenger RNA. RefSeq lists its product as hypothetical. The record is from RefSeq and is a predicted model, not a curated record. Lineage: Eukaryota; Evosea; Eumycetozoa; Acytosteliales; Acytosteliaceae. Gene Ontology annotation, biological process: DNA repair. The annotation marks the transcript as partial. The transcript has 3 exons. Gene Ontology annotation, molecular function: ATP binding; ATP-dependent DNA damage sensor activity; single-stranded DNA binding.
AUGUUGAUGGUUACCAAAAGACUUGUGUCAAGGACACUGAUGCAACUUGCAACGAUACGUUAUCCUCGUUGUACAUCAUCAUCAUUGUUUGGCAUAGAGUGUCACAGAUCAUCACCAUCAUCAAUUGUAUUAUAUGGUACUGUAACCAAUACCAACCUACACUUCAAACGAAGAGCUGGCAAUCACAUCACAACAACAACAACAAACAAUAGAAAAAGAAGACCUUUGGAAACUGUUGAUGAAGAUGAUGAUGAGGAUGAUGAAGAGGAUGAUGAACAAAACAAUAAUGAUUAUAGCUCUUAUAAUAAGUCAUGGUAUGACUUUAGUGGAUUGGAGAAGAUCAGUGUGAUACCAUCGGGUAUCGUGUCUUUGGACUUUAAGCUUGGCAUUGGUGGCAUUCCACUUGGACACAUGACAGAGAUAUGUGGCGAGAGCUCAUCUGGCAAGACAAGUCUAUCACUACAUCUUUUGGCCGCCACUCAAAGGCUAUCACCCAAUGCCGCAGUGCUCUUUAUCGACACGGAGAACUCAUUCGAUGCCAAAUGGGCAAUGAAGCUGGGUGUUGACCUAUCUCGUUGCUUCGUAUCACAGCCCAAGUAUGCUGAGGAUGUGGUCACGAUGAUCUCACGGUCACUCAAACAACGACUCUUUAACAUGAUCGUCAUUGACAGUCUGGCUGGUCUGAUCCCAUUCGAACAACUUGAUGGCAAUGGACAGGCAGUGUACUCAUGGCUCACAGACUCACUGGCAUGCAUUCACUCACUAGUCAAGGAUUCAAACUGUUCAUUAGUAAUCACCAAUCAACUUAGGCACAACAUCAAAGUUGCAAACAAGUCGUCUGGUGCUGCUGGUCAAUCAAUCAUACCUCAACACUUGAAUAUCAAUCAUAUACUUGGUAACAACCUUGAUGCAAUCAGUACUGAUAAGAGUGAGGAAGGUUUACAAUCAUAUGCGUCGUCUACAAUCGGGAAAUACACAGAGGUAAAGAUUGAAGUUGUAAGAGAUAGAUAUUUGUUGGAUCAACAGGACAGGGUGCUGGGCACAAAGGUGUUGACCAAGAUCAAACGCAACCGACUUGAAGCACAUUCAACCUUAAAGAGUAGCAAUCAACUCAAGAACUUCAUUCCAUGCUUUGAUAUAAUAUUCACCGAUGGUAUAUCUCAUGUCCAAGAGCAGACUCAACUUGCCAGCAUACUUGGCCUACAACAAUCACCAUCAUCAUCACCUUCAUCAAUAGUCAAUAGUAUUCAGGAGAAGCUUGGCAUGAAGAGCCCU